This is a messenger RNA of Hordeum vulgare subsp. vulgare (domesticated barley), 711 nucleotides long. RefSeq names its product transcription factor ILI3. Gene Ontology annotation, biological process: regulation of growth; regulation of DNA-templated transcription. Bases 139 to 396 code for a protein of 85 amino acids. NCBI's taxonomy places the organism in Eukaryota, Viridiplantae, Streptophyta, Magnoliopsida, Poales, Poaceae. Gene Ontology annotation, molecular function: protein dimerization activity. The record is from RefSeq and is a predicted model, not a curated record. The transcript has 2 exons.
CGUUCCCUCUGCUCCCGUCUCACUUAGACACUCACCAUCACACCCACACACCCAAGCGCACCAUCGGCUGAAUCACCAGCUAAGGCUAACUACCAACGCAUACACCAGCUGUGCCCUAUCAGAGCCAGCAAAAGAGAGAUGUCAAGCCGCCGUGGCAGGAUCACCGACGAGGAGAUCAACGAGCUCAUCUCCAAGCUUCAGGCCCUGCUCCCGGAAUCCUCCCGCCGCCGCUCCGCGAGCCGGUCGUCGGCGUCGAAGCUGCUGAAGGAGACGUGCGGCUACAUCAAGAGCCUCCACCAGGAGGUCGACGACCUCUCCGACAGGCUGUCUGAACUAAUGUCCACAUUGGAUGAAACCAGCCCGCAGGCCGAGAUCAUCCGGAGCCUUCUCCGCUAGCCGGAUUCCAUCCAACUUGGCCACUAGGCAGUAGCUACAUAUAUAUUAGCUCCAAUUCAUCGGCCGAAGAGGGAGACGAGGAGACAAGACAAGAGAAGAGAAGACAACAAGGAAGGCAUAGCAUUUUUUAGCUGCUUCUUGUUUCUUUUCCUUCCUGCUCCCCCGUUUCCGUCUCCUGGUACGUCGUUGUGUGUGUGCUUGUGAGGCCCUCAUUUAGCAGGGAAGGGCCUGGCUUCCGGUAUACUCCAUUGUGUUUGAUAUAUGCACCAGGUUGGUAGAGGUUAAUAAUAUAUAUGGUGCCACUUCUACCGAUUA